CAAACAAAAAGCGAAAUGGAGGAAAGAACAGUAACUCUAGAAAUCCCUGAAGUUUUGAAGAGGCAGCUGGAGGAUGAUUGUUACUCCAUUAAUCGGAGGAAACGGUUAGUGAAACUUCCAUGCCACACCAACAUCCUAACGAUUUUGGAAUCCUAUGUGAGGCAUUUUGCUAUCAGUGCAGCCUUUUCAGCCAAUGAGAGGCCUCGUCACCAUCAUGCUAUGCCACAUGCCAACAUGAAUUAUAUCCCAGCAGAAAAGAAUGUUGACCUUUGUAAGGAGAUGGUGGAUGGAUUAAGAAUAACUUUUGAUUACACUCUCCCGUUGGUUUUACUCUAUCCCUAUGAACAAGCUCAGUAUAAAAAGGUGACUGCAUCUAAGGUUUUACUUGCAAUUAAGGAAAGUGCCACAAAUACUAGUAGGAGCCAGGAGAAGCUCUCUCCCAGCCCACGUUUGUUGAAUCCAUCCAGGCCGCAGUCUACAGAGAGUCCGUCGACCACUGGUGAACCAGCCACCCCCAAAAGGCGCAAAGCCGAGCCGGAAGCAGUGCAGUCUCUGAGGCGGUCCUCGCCCCACACUGCCAACUGUGACAGGCUUUCUAGGAGCAGCACCUCACCUCAGCCCAAGCGCUGGCAGCAGGACUUGUCCACCAGCAUGCCCAAGCUGUUCCUGCACCUGGAAAAGAAGACACCUGUGCAUAGCAGAUCAUCUUCACCUAUUCCUCUGACUCCUAACCAGAGUCAGGGAAUAGAAGGGAGUGCUGCGUUUGCUGGCUUUGAAGGGAGAAGAACUAAUGAAAUAAAUGAGGUCCUCUCCUGGAAGCUUGUGCCUGACAAUUACCCACCAGGUGACCAGGCGCCUCCACCCUCUUACAUUUACAGGGCGCAACAUUUGCUGUGACUGUUUGUAAAACUUCCAGAAAUUCUUGGAAAAAUGUCCUUUACUGAGAAGAAUCUGAAGGCUUUAUUGAAGCACUUUGAUCUCUUUGUGAGGUUUUUAGCAGAAUACCACGAUGACUUCUUCCCAGAGUCAGCUUAUGUCGCUGCAUCUGAGGUGCAUUACAGCACCAGGAACUCCCUCCCAGGCAGUCUAUAA
This is a messenger RNA of Rhinopithecus roxellana (golden snub-nosed monkey), 1092 nucleotides long. RefSeq names its product putative male-specific lethal-3 protein-like 2. The record is from RefSeq and is a predicted model, not a curated record. NCBI's taxonomy places the organism in Eukaryota, Metazoa, Chordata, Mammalia, Primates, Cercopithecidae. Gene Ontology annotation, biological process: chromatin organization; regulation of DNA-templated transcription. Gene Ontology annotation, cellular component: nucleus; NuA4 histone acetyltransferase complex; MSL complex.